Molecule: messenger RNA, 1827 nt
Organism: Miscanthus lutarioriparius
Lineage: Eukaryota; Viridiplantae; Streptophyta; Magnoliopsida; Poales; Poaceae
Source: the annotation of a GenBank genome assembly
AUGGCCUUGGCGACGCCGCUCCGUCUCCGCAACCUCCUCCCCGCCGCGUCGGCGCCUGCCAGGGCCCCGGACCCUGCCGGGCCGUCCCUGGCGAGCCACCGCGCCCUCUCGCUCUGCCGGGGCCGCCUCCUCCGCGCAGGCCUCUCCGCCGCGCCCCGUCCCGGGCUGGUGGCCGUGGCCGCGGCCGCUGGCGGGCGGCCGACGGUGCUGGUCACGGAGAUGCUGGGCCCCGCGGGGCUGGAGCUGCUGCGCGCCUUCGCCAACGUGGACUGCUCCUACGAGCUCACGGCGGAGGAGCUCCGCGCCAAGGUGUCGCUCGUGGACGCGCUGGUGGUGCGCAGCGGGACGCAGGUGACGCGGGAGGUGUUCGAGGCCGCGCGCGGCAGGCUCCGCGUCGUCGGCCGGGCCGGGGUCGGCAUCGACAAUGUCGACCUCCAGGCGGCCACCGAGGCCGGCUGCCUCGUCGUCAACGCGCCCACCGCCAACACCGUCGCCGCCGCCGAGCACGCCGUCGCGCUCCUCGCCGCCAUGGCGCGCAAUGUCGCGCAGGCCGAUGCGUCGCUCAAGGCCGGCAAAUGGCAACGGACCAAAUAUGUUGGUGUUACCUUGGUGGGCAAGACACUAGCUGUUAUGGGUUUUGGAAAGGUCGGUCCAGAAGUAGCUCGACGUGCAAAAGGACUUGGGAUGGAUGUCAUUGCUCAUGAUCCAUAUGCUGCUGUUGAUAGAGCCCGUGCAAUUGGCGUAGAUCUGGUAUCAUUUGAUGAGGCCAUCUCCACAGCAGACUUCAUAUCACUGCAUAUGCCUCUAACUCCAUCGACUGCAAAGCUUUUCAAUGAUGAAACUUUUGCAAAGAUGAGAAAGGGUGUUAGAAUUAUCAAUGUUGCACGGGGUGGAAUUGUUGAUGAAGAAGCAUUGCUGAGAGCACUUGACAAUGGAACAGUUGCCCAGGCUGCACUUGAUGUAUUUACUGAGGAGCCACCGCCAAGAGACAGCAAGUUAGUGCAGCAUGAGAAUGUCACUGUCACACCGCACCUUGGGGCUAGCACAACAGAAGCGCAGGAAGGUGUAGCCCUUGAAAUUGCAGAGGCUGUUAUCGGUGCACUGAGAGGAGAUCUGGCUGCCACGGCUGUGAAUGCCCCAAUGGUCCCAGCUGAGGUUUUAUCAGAGUUAUCUCCAUAUGUUGUCCUUGCUGAGAAGCUGGGCCGGCUUGUUGUGCAACUUGUAGCUGGUGGCAGCGGGAUUAAAGGUGUCAAGGUUGUUUACUCAUCUGCCAGAGACUCCGAUGACUUGGACACAAGAAUUCUUCGUGCCAUGGUCACCAAAGGCAUCAUCGAACCUAUUUCAAGCGCUUUUGUAAACAUUGUCAAUGCGGAUUAUGUCGCCAAGCAAAGAGGCCUUAGGAUCGUUGAGGAGAGAAUUUUCCUUGACGGUUCACCCGAGAUCCCCCUAGACUCCAUCCAGGUCCACCUCGCCAAUGUGGAGUCCAAGUUUGCCGGAGCCUUAUCUGAUGCAGGUGACAUCAGAGUGGAGGGCAAGGUUAGGUAUGGCACGCCACAUCUCACGCUCGUUGGGUCUUUCAGUGUUGACGUUAGCCUUGAGGGCAACGUAAUACUGUGCCGCCAAGUUGAUCAGCCAGGCGUCAUUGGGAAAGUGGGGUCAAUCUUGGGAAAGAAGAACGUUAAUGUGAGUUUUAUGAGUGUCGGUAGGACUGCUCCGGGGAAGCAGGCGAUAAUGGCCAUCGGAGUUGAUGAAGAGCCUGAGAAGGAAGCUCUCAAAUUGAUUGGUGAGACAGGGUCUGUUGAGGAGUUUGUCUUUCUUAAGCUAUAG